AUGGCGCAAUCAGCCUCUCCUCCACACUCCAAUACCAACAAUCUCCACUUCCCUUACACCCUUUUCUCUCAAAUUCAAAACCCCAAUAUCUUCGCCUGGAAUUUCAUGUUCAAAGCUUACUCACACAGUAACAGUAACAGUAACACUACUGCUUCACCACAACAAUGCAUCUCUCUUUACAAUCUCAUGCGCCGUCGUUUCGGGCUUUUCCCGGACUGCCAUUCUUUCCCUUUCCUCUUCAAAGCUUGUGCCCGUCUCUCACUUUCCCACAAAGGUCAAAAGCUUCACUCCCUCACGUUCAAACUCGGUCUCCAACACGAUGUCUUCGUCCAAAACACUUUGCUUUCCAUGUACUCCUUUUGCGGCUUGCUUCAUAAUGCUUGCCAAGUUUUCGAUGAAAUACCACUCUCUGUUCGUGAUGUGGUGUCUUGGAACAGUAUGGUUUCUGGGUGUAUACAAGGACGUUGUUAUUGGGAUGCCUUGAAGGUGUUUGAUGAAAUGCUCAAGUCUGAUGUUAAUGCAAGGCCGAAUGAGGUUACUCUUAUCAAUGCUCUCACCGCUUGUGCAAGGAUUGAAUUUCUCGACAUGGGUCGUAAAAUCCAUGGAUUACUUGUACGAAAUGAAUUUGUUUCUCAAUCCUAUCCUAUUCUCACAGAAGUUCUUAAGCAAUAA
Quercus robur (English oak) is the source of this 672-nucleotide messenger RNA. RefSeq names its product pentatricopeptide repeat-containing protein At5g08305-like. Gene Ontology annotation, molecular function: protein binding; RNA binding. Gene Ontology annotation, biological process: RNA modification. Bases 1 to 672 code for a protein of 223 amino acids. Lineage: Eukaryota; Viridiplantae; Streptophyta; Magnoliopsida; Fagales; Fagaceae. The record is from RefSeq and is a predicted model, not a curated record. The transcript has a single exon.